Eruca vesicaria subsp. sativa (arugula) is the source of this 2800-nucleotide messenger RNA. NCBI's taxonomy places the organism in Eukaryota, Viridiplantae, Streptophyta, Magnoliopsida, Brassicales, Brassicaceae. The record is from the annotation of a GenBank genome assembly.
AUGCAGAAACGUAACCUAUGGAGCAAUGUACGUCUCGUCACGAUCCCUUUCUUCCUCUGUCUACUUCUAGUUGUUAUUCAGAUGCUCUUUGACUCUCAAUUCAAGGAGGACCAUGGUCAAUGUGGCUGCCUAAAUGAGAAAACUUGUGGCUUAAGGUAUUCAACUUCUGAUCAAGCAGCGUUUUGCGCCCUUCCUAACCCAUCACAAUGGACUCCCUUACUUCAAAUCCCCUCUCCUCAAUACCGCGCAGGGACCACCCGGUACCUGGCCCAUUCUUCACCUGUGACCUUUCUCUUCACCGGGAAAAACCAGUCGCUUGGAGAAAUUCUAAUGCGGAAUAUGUAUAGCAAUUCAUCUGAGUUUGAUGGAGAUGAAGAUUUAGCAAAUCAUGUGCUGGGAUCAUCAUCGUUUCCUGCGUACACCAAUUAUAUGGACUCUUCUUUCAUUUCAGAUCUCCCAAUCUACAACAUCCAACAUCAAUGCGCGCCAAACUCUUCUUUGUCAAUCUUACUUCACCAACCACCUCUUGCUUUCCCCAAAGAGAUAAAGUGUGUGAAUGGACUAAAUCUCUGGCGGAAUAGUUCUUCCGACGUUAACAACGAGCUAUUCAAAGGUUAUCGAAAAGGAAAUUCAGAAGAGAAGAUCAACGAGUAUGCUGCAGCUUUUGAUUUUCAGAACACAAAUAGCAACAGACUCAAUGUUAAUGUUUGGUACAACUCUACCUACAAGAACAAUACAGUGAUUCGCCCUAUGGCUCUGAUUCGAGUCCCUCGCUUAGUCAACCUGGCAUCUAAUGCAUAUCUUGAGUUCCUUAAAGGAUCUCAGGGAAAGAUCCUCUUUGAGUAUAUCAAAGAAAUGCCAAAAGGAGAGACUAAAUUGACCCUAGACAUAACCUCCCUAAUAGGUCCACUCUUCUUCACAUGGGUCAUUCUGCUGUUAUUUCCUGUGAUCUUAACAACAUUGGUCUAUGAGAAACAACAGAGGUUAAGAAUCAUGAUGAAAAUGCAUGGACUUGGUGAUGCUCCUUACUGGAUAGUUUCAUACGGCUUUUUUCUUCUUGUCUCCAUUCUAUACAUGUUGUGCUUCGCGAUAUUCGGUUCGGCCAUUGGAUUAAACUUCUUUAGGCUUAAUGACUAUAGUAUCCAGUUUGUGUUCUUCCUGAUUAGCAUAAAUCUUCAAAUAUCAGUCGCUUUCUUAGCAUCUGCAAUGUUUUCAGAUGUGAAAACUGCUACAGUUAUAGCAUACAUAUAUGUCUUUGGAACUGGACUCCUAGGAAUCUUUCUUUUCCAAUUCUUCUUGGAAGAUCCUCUCUUCCCAAGAGGAUGGAUAAUUGCAAUGGAGUUAUACCCAGGUUUUUCUUUGUACCGUGGGCUAUAUGAGUUAUCACAGUCUUCGUUUGCGGCAGACUACCGUGGGGUAAAUGGAAUGAGAUGGGGAGAUUUUGGGAAGAACGGAAUGAAAGAAGUGACUUGUAUCAUGCUCAUUGAGUGGCUUCUACUUCUAGUUUCAGCGUCUUACAUUGAUCAAAUCACUUACUCCAGUAAACAUCCAUUGUUCUUCUUCCUGCAAACCCCUUCAAAGAAGAAACAACAACAUGAUCACUACUCUUCUAACACACAUAUUUCCAAAUUUGUCGUCGAAAUGGAGAAACCAGAUGUGUGUCAAGAGAGGGAGAAAGUAGAGCAGUAUCUAGUUGAAUCAACCGGAAACUGCGCGGUUUUAUGCAAUAAUCUGAACAAGGUAUACUCAGGUAAGGACGGGAACCCUGAGAAACUCGCGGUACAAGGAUUAUCUCUUGCGUUACCUCAAGGAGAAUGCUUUGGCAUGCUUGGUCCUAAUGGAGCUGGCAAAACCUCUUUCAUCAACAUGAUGACAGGAAUCAUUAAACCAUCAUCUGGCACAGCAUUCGUCCAAGGUCUUGACAUUUUAACCGAUAUGGAUAGGAUAUAUACAACAAUUGGAGUCUGUCCGCAACACGAUCUCUUGUGGGAAAAAUUGAGUGGAAAGGAACAUCUACUUUUCUAUGGAAGGCUCAAGAAUCUCAAAGGUUCUGGUUUAAGACAAGCUGUUGAAGAGUCACUUCGCAGUGUGAACCUAUUUCAUGGAGGAAAUGGCGACAAACAGGUCAGAAGAUACAGCGGAGGGAUGAAGAGACGGCUCAGCGUUGCCAUUUCCCUCAUAGGAAACCCUAAAGUUGUCUACAUGGAUGAGCCAAGUACUGGGCUUGAUCCAGCCUCGAGGAAAAGUUUAUGGGACGUAGUGAAACGUGCUAAACGAAAAGGGUCGAUAAUACUCACCACACACUCAAUGGAAGAGGCUGAAGUGUUAUGUGAUCGUCUUGGAAUAUUCGUCAAUGGAAGUUUGCAAUGCAUUGGCAAUCCUAAGGAGCUGAAGGGUAGAUAUGGAGGAUCCUAUGUAUUGACUAUGACAACCUCAGAGGAACAUGAGCAAGAAGUGGAGAAAAUAGUGCAUAAAAUCUCCAAGAAUGCACAGAAGAUAUAUCGAACCUCAGGGACUCAAAAGUUUGAGCUGCCAAAGAAAGAGACAAAGAUCGCUCAUGUGUUUCAGGCGGUGGAAAACGCAAAGAAGAUGUUCCCGGUGGUUGCUUGGGGACUUGCAGACACAACGCUUGAAGAUGUGUUUGUAAAGGUUGCUCAAACUUUUUAAUUAAGCACAACUCUUUUUUUGUUUAUUUUCUUUUACCUUUUCCUUCAUUUUGCACGUCUGUUUAGGUGUUAUAAAUUAAUAAUAUUAUCAUAUUUGUUUGUAAAUUUCAAAACAAUUAAAAAGUAUAUCUGGC